Paramisgurnus dabryanus is the source of this 947-nucleotide messenger RNA. RefSeq names its product microfibril-associated glycoprotein 4-like. The record is from RefSeq and is a predicted model, not a curated record. NCBI's taxonomy places the organism in Eukaryota, Metazoa, Chordata, Actinopteri, Cypriniformes, Cobitidae. Gene Ontology annotation, biological process: blood coagulation.
CUGAGAGUCACAGGAGCACAACUCACUACGAUCAACAAUAACUGCUGUGAUUUACUGAGUCAGGAUUGAAGAAUGACUGUGAUGAUGGUGAUUUUAGUUGCACUCUUGCCUGUUGUAUUUGGCACUGAAUGUGAUGAAUUCAAACCUCUGGACUGUUCAGAUCUUUAUAAACGAGGAGAAACAGUCAGUGGCAUCUACAACAUCUAUCCAACAUCUGGUGCUCCUCUGUGGGUUUAUUGUGACAUGAUCUCAACCGCUCAAGAUGAAGAUGAGAAAGGAGGUUGGACGGUCAUUCAAAGACGAAUGGAUGGCAGUGUGAAUUUCUAUCGACCAUGGAAACAGUACAAGAGAGGUUUUGGACUCAUCGAGAGCGAGUACUGGCUGGGACUGGAGAACAUGUACCAGCUGACACAUAACAGAAAGUACAUACUGAAAGUAGAUAUGGAGGACUUUGAAGGAAGAAAAGGUUGGGCUCUGUAUUCUUCAUUCUCUGUCGACUCUGAAUGUCAAGGCUAUCAACUGCAGGUGACAGGAUUUAAAGAUGGAGGUGCAGGUGAUGCUUUAUCUGGUCAUAAUGGAAUGAAGUUCUCCACCUUUGACAAAGAUCAGGACACUUAUGAAGCGAGUUGUGCCAGAUUAUAUCUUGGGGGAUUUUGGUAUGGAAGCUGUCAUACUGCAAAUCCCAAUGGUGUGUAUUUGUGGGGAGAAGACGCCACACUUUUUGCCAUUGGAAAUUCCUGGUACACCUGGAAGACCAGUCACGCUGUUGGUAUGAAAUCUAUCGCCAUGAAGAUCAAACGUGUGUCUUAGAACAACUAGAGAAACAGUUUUUCACAGGAGCAAACAUUUGAAUUUGUGUAUGAUGAGUUAGUGAUGAAUUCAUGUUUCCUUCUCUUUCACAGUGUUAUUGAGUUUCAUAUCUCAUUAAAUAUAUAUAUGUGUCUGUU